Messenger RNA from Lathyrus oleraceus (garden pea), 804 nucleotides. RefSeq lists its product as uncharacterized. The record is from RefSeq and is a predicted model, not a curated record. The transcript has a single exon. Lineage: Eukaryota; Viridiplantae; Streptophyta; Magnoliopsida; Fabales; Fabaceae. Bases 1 to 804 code for a protein of 267 amino acids.
AUGAAAGAAUAUUCCGUCACAUGUUUGUCGGAGAAUAAAGAUGUGGGUUGGUCGACUAAGGAUUCUGAAGGGGCUUUAAGAGAGAUUAUCAUUAUGUGGAGGAUUGGGGUGGUGUCACCUUUGUUCAGUUUCAGAAUGGAAGGCUCCUUAGGUGUGUGCGCCCAAUUUAAAGGUCAGAUUUUCUACUUUGUUAAUGUAUAUUCUUCUCGUCUGUUAGAGAGGAAAAUAAUAUUAUGGUCAGAAUUGGAGAAGCUCAAAAAUAGUUUUGGUUUUGGUUGGUGGUCUGUGGGCGGGGACUUCAACACAAUAAGAGAGAAAGUGGAAAGAGUGGGGAGGAAUAUAAAGAUCAGAGCCAUAAAUAUGAAUGAAUUCCAUGAAUUCAAUGAAUUAAUUGAUUAUAUGGAGUUGGUUGACAUACCUUCUAUAGAAAACGUAUUCACAUGGUCAAAUAAGAAGGGUAGCGCGAGGAGAAGUUUAGAUAGGUUUCUGUUAUCUGAAUCCUUCACCGGUUGUUGGAAGAUCAUUGGCCAGACCGUGGGUGAUAAAGACAUAUCAGAUCACUCACCAAUAUGGAUAAAAGCUAACGAUAUGGAUUGGGAACCAAAGCCCUUUAGGGUGAAUAGUUGUUGGUUUGAAAAUAAAGAUUUUAAAGUUUUUGUCGAGGAUAUUUGGAGGUCUUCGGUGAUGGAAGGCAAGCAGGCGUACAUUAUGAAAGAAAAAUUCAAAAUUUUGAGGAACAAGAUGAGAGUGUGGAACAAAGAGUGUUUUGGCUGGUUAGAUCUCAAAAUGGAGGAGGCGGUUUGA